Chroicocephalus ridibundus (black-headed gull) is the source of this 7778-nucleotide messenger RNA. RefSeq names its product protein kinase C alpha (gene PRKCA). The record is from RefSeq and is a predicted model, not a curated record. Gene Ontology annotation, molecular function: ATP binding; diacylglycerol-dependent serine/threonine kinase activity; zinc ion binding. Gene Ontology annotation, biological process: intracellular signal transduction; peptidyl-serine phosphorylation. The coding region runs from base 217 to 2271 and encodes 684 amino acids. NCBI's taxonomy places the organism in Eukaryota, Metazoa, Chordata, Aves, Charadriiformes, Laridae. The transcript has 18 exons.
CGCUCACCCCGCGGGCGGAGCAGCCGCGGCGGGGCCCGGGGCCGGGAUCCUCCUCCCGCUCCCUACGCGCCGCUCCGACGUCAGGCGCGGGAGCGGGAGGCAGCGCCCAGCCGCCGCCGUUGCCAGAGACUCGGCUGCCGCCGGACGGGGCGGACGUCGGGGCGGCGAUUCCCGGCGCGGCCCGGCUGCCGGCAGGGGGGUGGAGAGGAGGGCGCUAUGGCCGACGUGUUCCCGGGCUCCGAGCCCGGCGCGGCCCCGGACGCGGCGCGGCGCUUCGCUCGCAAGGGGGCCCUGAGGCAGAAGAACGUGCACGAGGUGAAGGAGCACAAAUUCAUCGCGCGCUUCUUCAAGCAGCCCACCUUCUGCAGCCACUGCACCGACUUCAUCUGGGGAUUUGGGAAACAAGGAUUUCAGUGCCAAGUUUGCUGUUUUGUGGUUCAUAAGAGAUGCCAUGAGUUUGUUACCUUCUCUUGUCCCGGGGCUGACAAGGGACCUGACACCGAUGAUCCCAGAAGCAAGCACAAAUUUAAGAUCCACACGUAUGGGAGCCCCACCUUUUGUGACCAUUGUGGGUCGCUGCUUUAUGGGCUUCUGCACCAAGGGAUGAAAUGUGACACCUGUGACAUGAAUGUUCAUAAGCAAUGCGUAAUAAACGUCCCAAGCCUGUGCGGCAUGGAUCACACGGAGAAAAGAGGAAGGAUUUAUCUGAAAGCUGAAGUCACUGGUGACAAACUGGAAGUAACAGUGCGAGAAGCAAAAAACCUAAUUCCCAUGGAUCCAAAUGGACUUUCCGAUCCUUACGUUAAACUGAAGCUGAUCCCAGAUCCUAAGAAUGAAAGUAAACAGAAAACAAAAACCAUCCGUUCUACUUUGAACCCAGACUGGAAUGAGUCGUUCACAUUUAAAUUAAAACCUACAGACAAAGAUCGACGGUUAUCCGUAGAGGUCUGGGACUGGGAUCGAACAACCAGAAAUGAUUUCAUGGGAUCUCUUUCAUUUGGGGUGUCAGAGCUUAUGAAAAUGCCAGCCAGCGGAUGGUACAAGCUGCUGAACCAAGAAGAAGGUGAAUAUUAUAAUGUUCCAAUUCCAGAUGCUGAUGAAGAUGGAAAUGCAGAGCUCCGACAGAAGUUUGAGGACUGUCAUGUAAAUAACCACUUCUUCAAGAAAGCCAAACUGGGGCCAGCUGGUAACAAAGUCAUUACUCCAACAGAAGACAAGAACUCAAGUGUGCCGUCCAACAACCUGGACAGGGUGAAGCUGACAGAUUUCAACUUUCUCAUGGUUCUUGGAAAGGGCAGCUUCGGGAAGGUGAUGCUGGCGGACAGGAAGGGGACGGAGGAGCUCUAUGCAAUCAAAAUACUGAAAAAAGAUGUGGUGAUUCAGGAUGAUGAUGUUGAAUGUACAAUGGUUGAAAAACGAGUCCUGGCAUUGCAAGAUAAACCACCGUUCCUGACACAGCUUCACUCUUGUUUCCAAACAGUUGACCGUCUGUAUUUUGUAAUGGAGUACGUGAAUGGUGGUGAUCUCAUGUAUCACAUUCAGCAAGUAGGAAAAUUUAAGGAGCCGCAAGCAGUGUUCUAUGCAGCCGAGAUCUCAGUUGGGUUGUUCUUUCUCCAUAACAGAGGGAUUAUUUAUAGAGAUCUGAAAUUAGAUAACGUGAUGUUGGAUUCAGAAGGACACAUUAAAAUUGCUGAUUUUGGAAUGUGCAAAGAACAUAUGUUAGACGGAGUAACAACCAGGACCUUCUGUGGCACCCCAGACUACAUUGCACCAGAGAUUAUUGCUUACCAGCCCUAUGGGAAGUCUGUGGAUUGGUGGGCGUACGGAGUGCUGCUCUAUGAGAUGUUGGCUGGCCAGCCUCCAUUCGAUGGCGAAGACGAAGAUGAACUUUUCCAGUCCAUAAUGGAGCAUAAUGUUUCCUAUCCAAAAUCCCUGUCCAAAGAAGCUGUCUCCAUCUGCAAGGGGCUAAUGACUAAACAUCCCGCAAAACGCCUUGGCUGUGGCCUUGAAGGUGAAAGAGACAUCAGGGAACAUGCUUUCUUCAGGAGGAUUGACUGGGAAAAACUGGAAAACAGAGAGAUUCAGCCACCUUUCAAACCUAAAGUGUGUGGCAAGGGUGCCGAAAACUUCGACAAAUUCUUUACACGAGGACAGCCGGUGUUAACACCUCCGGAUCAGCUGGUCAUUGCUAACAUAGACCAAACAGAUUUUGAAGGGUUCUCUUACGUCAACCCCCAGUUCGUACAUCCCCUUUUACAAAACGUAGCGUGAAACAGCAGACCAGGAACAAAUCCUGCAGUGGGGAACGGUCCUCAACCCUACAAUUUUUAGGCUUUUGCCUUGUUGAUUCCAUUUGGGCCUGGAAAUUGUAGGGUUAGAAAGUGUAAGAUGGGGGAAAGGCCACUUCUUCAGGAUUUUGGCGUUAGAACAGCGAUGUUGUCUUAAUGGGAGAUAAAUUAAUGUGCGGUGCCCACUUAUUCUUCUAGAAGUCACCACUGACUUGUCUAAACUUACCCAUUUUUUGGUACAUUAUAUAUUUCUGUAGCUCCCCGGUGUCCUUUUGCUCCCUUUUCCACUCUGCUGUGUUAGAAAUAGUCUAACGCGCAGUCUGAAAAAAUACCAACAACCCAAGCUGGAAUAUUUAGUGCCGUGGUGCGGAUGCUGGGAGGUCGGAGCCCCGGGGGACCGCUCCUCCCCGCUCUGCCCGGUGGCUUCGGGGGGAUCAGCAGCACACGAGACUGAAACGGCACCCUGAAACGGCACCGGGGAGGAGAGGCGUUGCAAAGAGACACGGUUGAAAGUAGUCGUUUGGAAAAUACAAGAGAAGCAAGUUGGGGGCGGGGGGGGGGGGGCGGGGGAGGGGAUAAAAUCCAAUUCGCCCCUGCGGCUUGGUGAACCCAUCCUGUGAGCAACACCAGGCUUAAGCACACUUCAGCGGUGGCCAGAUCUCUAGGAUCUUCGCUAAGUAGCAUGUGAUAAACUCAAGGGUGAAAUUUUGUCUUUAAUAAAAAUAAUAAUAAUAAUAAUAAUAGUAAUAAUUUUAAUAACAUUUUUGUGAAUUUUAAUCUCCAUGAGAUUAUUCUGUGAUCCAGGGUGCCAUUGUUUGUUCAGUUAAUUUAAUUUACGCCACUCCUCAAGUUUACUGUUAACUGGUUCUAAUACCAAUAUCUUACUAUGAAAUUUGUUAACCUGGAAUGUCAACCAAAACUGUAAUCCCUUAAAUAUUCUUUACGUGUGUUUAUUUAUAGUCUUCACUAUAGAGCAGUAAAUCUACAAAAACAUUCUAUAUAAUAAAUUAACAAAAAAAGCAGCGCCAGGUGACUUCCUGAUUUCUCCAGAAUAACUCAUGAAAAUCAAGCGAGAUUUAGUCUUAAAAUAAUCAGUUUUAAUUCAGAAAACUUGGGGCUGUAGAAUAAUCGAGCCUGAAAGAAGAAGCACCUAAAACUUGUUUUAUUGACAGAAUGGAAUUUAAUACAUUUUACAUAUGCUUCAUGCAAUGAAUUUUGCAUGUUUAGUAAUAACUCUUAAUAAUAAGGGUUAAUAAUAAGCAGAUCUAUAUUAUUGACAUAAUCGUAUCAAGCAUAAAGAGUAUUAUAAAAAUUUUAUAAAACAAAUUGUGCUUUAUUUGUGAAAGUUCUUGUUCUGAAUGACAUCAUUUAGACUUAGCUAAAUGUUUUUAUUGCUAUUGUUUUGGGUUUUACUUUAGGUUUUGGAUAUUGUUAAUGGCUUAGGGUAUAAUCUCUUUUUUUUAAAGUAGAUCUACUUUUAAACGAUAAUUGCUACCUGCAGGUUUUAUACGAGGUUCAAUUAGGCUUUCAUUUCACGUCUGCUUAUUACUUACAGAGAAGGAAAUAGACUUUAUUUGCAAUGAUGAACACUGUAAUUAAUGCAAUCUUCUCCUCUCCUAUCACUUAGAUAAAAAAUUUUGAUAUUUCCUCUUAUGACUUACCGGAAGAUAUUAAUUCAAAUAUCAGUAAAUAUUUUUUGUGCAUAUUUUGGUUUUGUUACAGCAUGUAAAAUAGUAGGCAGUGCAUUUUCCUUUUUUUUUUCCCUUCUGCCUUGUUAAUGUUAGCAGCCGUAGGCACUUUUGUCUGUCAGAUGUGCAUGACGACGCCAGGAGCAUGAUGUCUCUGUUGCUGCAUGCAGACUGAUUACAAUUUUUCCAGCAUGUAAACAUACUCAAAAAGUAAGAUAUUUGCCAUAAAAGACUUAAAUUUAUACUAGAAUAUGUAACUGGGGGGGGGGGAGGGGAAUUUACUUUCUAACCAUCUUUUAUGACAAUAAAACAUGGAACCUGUGCCAAAGAUUCUGAUAGAAGGAUGCAGUCCUGCCGAUGGGUACCGGGGGGUGCGUUUGACUGUCGGGGGUGACCCAUCGGAGCGGGACAGUUUUUGGGUGAAACGCGGUGGGAUAUGAACGGCCACUGUGUCGUGUGUCUGCGCCCGUGGAGCCCUCCGCGGACGUAUUUUUAGGACGCACAGUUUGUGCCACUGCAGAAGUUUGGCUUCUGCCCGGUGGUGGUCCUUCGGCAGCCCCAGUUCGGAGCCAGGAGCAUCUCCCCGGGCGAGGGUGAGCCGGCAUUAAUUGGCGAACCCGGCGGUGCGGGGGCAUGGGGAAACACCCGGCUAACGAGGGGCAUUGACCAACUGACAAGAACUCAGACUGUUGCCUAAAUACACAGAACUCAAAAUUUAUAAACCAUUUUAGGAGUAAAAUUUGCAAACCAUUCUGUGUCAAAUAUGUUCUCAACCAACUCUGGGAGUUCAUUUUCUUGUUUGUGUAUUAUGUACUUUAAAAAUUACGGUAUUCACCAUAAAGCAUGUGGACUAGUGCAGCAUUCAUGACUAUUUCUGUUUUUCUGACUAUUAUUGGCCUGCCGUAGUUAAGGAAAAUCUGGGUAUCAUGCUGUAGAAGGUAAUAGAUUCAACUGAUUACUGAGGCUCGGAUUUUUGAUAAAUAAGGGGCUCUCAAGUAAGUAAAUCUGCAGAGAGGCGGCGUUACAUGUGUUUUAAGAGUGUAAAGUAAAAAAGAGACUUUUGAAAAAGGAAAAUGCAGAGAGAAAUUCCAGCGCCCAGGUUUUUUCAGGAGGAAAGGGGCGCAGGGGCAGAACCGAGCCAGGGGCAGGCAGGAGAUCCCACGGGCAGACAUCCCAAACGGUUCUAGUUUUCCUGACGAAGUACGAAUUGUGCAGGGAGGUCCUGUUGCGGGCAGUUGUCGCUGGCACGGCUGUGUCGGCCGGUGCUGGUCGCACCAGAACACGGCGUUAAAGGGCUGCUCCAACACCUGGGCAGAGCUGCUCGUUUUCUUGCUGCUUUUCAUAACCAGUUUCUUAGGCCCUUGCGUUUGUUCCCCAGAUUUUCUGAUGUAGAAGCAGAAAUUCCUCUUUAACGUUGUUACCUCGAGUCCCUCGGCUUGCGACAUCUCACAUCGUCUUCUGCAGGUGUCUGUGCCGCUUACGAAAAGGUACCGUGAACUCCUGGGUCCUGCAGGAACAAGACAGGGGUGUAUCAGGCAGGGACUGUGUUGCUCUGCCUGAUGCAGUGUGUGAUGCCUGAUGCGUGUGAACGCUCACGCUUGGGCCAGCCCGUUAAUGAGAACUCCAGGUGGCUUGCUUAUCACCCAGAAAUGUAUAAUGGCGAGUAAGACCUUGAGCAUCCAGCAAGCAUUUUCAUAUCUUUUUAAAUACAGAUGUUAUUUAUAUAUUUUUCACGAGAUGUGGGUUUCUAGAGAAAACAGCGGGAGAGGCACUGGAACUGCGUUUCUUUCCCUGGUGUUCAGCAGCAGCCGUAAUCCGAACACCCACGUCAUCCCAAAGAUUUCUAAAAGUCAAAUUGAAAGUCACAAUAUGCUGGAGCUGGGGUGGAAGCUUUGGGAGCCGUGUUUCCCUCCCACGUGUGCUCAAAUCCCGAGGGGCUCCGGAGCAGCCCCGUUCCCGCUGGCACAGGUCUGCACGUAAAACUUCCAAGCUGUUUCAGGGCUUAGAUGGGACAUAACUGUCUCCUGGGCAAAUUUCUUUGUUAGGUGGGCAUCCAGGUGUUUUUAUCCAGCUUCGAGUCACUUGGGCGGGGUGGUGGGUUCCCAGGACAGCCACUUCGCCGCCGGCCAGUCCUGGGGCUCUUAGAGGAUUGCACAUACGUGAGAAGGAGAGAGCACAGUCCCAUAACAAAAUAGCCCCCUCCAUCCAAUUUAGAAGAGAAAUGCAAUUUAGUUUUCUGAUCCUUCAUUCUUUCCAGAAAUACAGUUGAAUUUCCUUUUACAAGCUGAAGGAAGUUCUUCUGGAAAUCAGCUGUUAGUUUAAAAGAAACUCAGCGUAUCUAAAUGCUGUUGGCCUUUGAAAUCUGUCCUGUCUUUCGGGGUGAAUUCAGUUGAAUAAUGCUGGUCUCCUGUAAAAUUAAUAAGGUCAAGUGAGAGAGGAACUUGUCUUCUAGCCGGAAAGAUGACGUGUCCAAGGGCCAGGAUUGGGUGGUACCACUUGCAAACUCUGUUUUCUCAGUCGGUGCAUCCGGAUGCAAUCCCAGUUGCGUGCCAUGGGAGACGCAUGCCAUUAGCGGAGGGGGAAGAUCCUCCUCGUUAAGCAAAACACGCCAUUGGAAAUAAUAAUUUUCCAAUACUAAAGCUUUGAUAUUGAGUAGAAAGCGUAUUUACAGUAUUGAGUUUACAGUGGGCUUUCGGACCUGCCACGAGACUUCUGGAAACAUUUAAUGUGAUUUUUGGUACUUUUAGUCAUAAAUUCUUGUACGUAGGUUUUGUCUCUUUGCUAACGUGUCAGCUCUAGGCGACGUGUUCCUUGUGCUGUUCUGUAGGGAAGCGCUCAGCUGCCAAGCAGUAAAAACACAGAGAAGCUAAAGCACUUUUUUCUUCAGCUCUACACUCUUAGAUGGGAUCUGAAGUAGUUCAGUUGAAGAAUUAAAGAAGAAUUGACUCCAUAAACAUGUAUGAUUCCAUACCGACCGGUAUCCGUGCCAGUAGCGCUUGGUAAUUAAAUAGCCUUAUAAUGAAUAAUCGUCAUGCACUACAGCCCUCCUGUUCCUAGGAAACCCUUGAGAGAGAGGGCAAGUUAUGGACCUCUCUGCCUCAGUUACCUCAUCUGUAAAAUGGGGGUAAUAAUACUUACUUACCUCACAGGGAGGUGUGAGGACUUCUUAGGUAAUGUUUCUAUUACACUUUUAACCUGAAAAGAGUUGUGUAAGUAUUAUUAUAAUUUUUAAUAUUAAAUCAGGUUAUUUGAGUCACAUGGUAUUGCUGGAUAUACCGUGCUAUUUCUACUUUUUUAUAGAACUUUAGUAAUUCUGCUGAAACCGUUUAAAGAGAAAUAAAAUCAGAUCUGAUAUGUUUCUUACAGGAUCUGGAGUCCGGCUUUUGUUAACUGGAGUCAGGGUGCGGUGGGGAGUGCUGUUGCUGAUUGUGUAGGUCAGCUGCACUUACCCCUUUUCCACUUCCUGAGAUUUCUAUGUGCAAUUUAAAAAUUCCAUGUCAAUGGAAGUCUGAGCAGAACUGGUUAUUGUAGGGUGGGAUUUCCUAUGGGUAAAUAAAGUCAGCACAGCGGUUUUCUAGUAACGUUUAUACUGACUCCUGCUGAAGGAGAAGCGAUGUUCUUUCUGCAGCUGGUCCAUCCAUGGCUGGUUUAUUCCGUUGGUAUUUAAUGUAUUCCUGUGCCGUAUAUCUCCAUGCUUUUCUUUUCCUUGCGUGUGACGCCAUAGUUCAAAUUUAAAAGAAAAUUGCCCUAGAAGCUGUGAUUUUUCUUCCAUUGAUAUCAGUUGACAAAAAAAAAAAAAUAA